Messenger RNA from Drosophila erecta, 2061 nucleotides. RefSeq names its product anaphase-promoting complex subunit 7 (gene APC7). The transcript is spliced from 5 exons. Lineage: Eukaryota; Metazoa; Arthropoda; Insecta; Diptera; Drosophilidae. Gene Ontology annotation, molecular function: protein binding. The record is from RefSeq and is a predicted model, not a curated record. Gene Ontology annotation, biological process: cell division. The coding region runs from base 76 to 1917 and encodes 613 amino acids.
UAUUAGGGCUGGAAUCGAAACCAGUUCCCUGGAACCAGUGCAGCCUGUUAGGCAUUUUUGAUAGUCGUGCACAAGAUGGAGAACGCGCUAUUUGCGAAUAUUAAGAAGCUUUACGAUCACAAGCUUUACGAGUGCGUUAUUCCAGCGGCGAAACUGCUGAAAACCGUGCUGAAGAAUGAUCGCUAUGUGGCCACUCUGGAGGUUGAAUACCAGGUGCAGCUCUAUCUAGUGAAUUCGCAAUACAAGGAGCGACACCAUCGCGCAGCUCUGAGGAAUUUUGAGGAGAUUACCCACCAACGGCGACUCAUGGCGCGCCACAAGUACAACUGUUUGGUGGCCAUCGAAAGUUCCUAUCCGGAAUUCGAGGAUGCGGAGCAGCGUCGCCGGGCCGCCGUGUGUUAUCGUGAGAUCGGGAAUCCCGGCAUGGCCGUAUCCACUUUGCUCCAGGUGCCCGCUAAACUGCGUUCGCCGAGUAUGAAUCUCAUGCUGGCCAGGCUGCUGCAUCAAGGCAACGGAUUCGGUUUCCCCAACAAGUCGGACGCCGUGCUCGCCUACAAGGAAGUGCUCCGCGAGUGCCCAAUGGCUCUGCAGGUGAUCGAGGCCCUUUUGCAUCUGGGAGUCGAUGGCAACGAGGUCAACUCGCUGGUGAUGCACGCUGCCGCGAUGCCAGGCAACUUCGACUGGCUGAGCACGUGGAUCAAGGCCCUCGCCCAGAUGUUUGACUGCAAGCACUUGGACGCGGCCCGCACUUUCCAGACGCUGCAGGACACCACCACGCUGCGGUGCAAUGAGCACCUGAUGAUGGCUCUGGGCAGGUGCUACUACUACCACGGCAACUACUGUCAAGCGGAGCAGCUCUUCGCGGCGGCGAUUGAUACCAAUCCGGACAACGUGGAGGCGAUCGGACUGCUGGCGGUGGUCCGUGGACAGGAGGCCAGUGAUGGCAACUCGGAUAUGGAUCGCCUGUAUGCACAGGUGACCUCCGAUGUCAAAUACACUGCAAGUCAUUGGUUUGUCCAUGCUCUCAUGAUGUACGAUUUGGAGAAAUUCGAGCGGGGCUUGAAUUUCGUAAAUCAAUGCCUUAAUGCGGAGCCCCGUCACCACGAAGCCCUAAUCCUGCGCGGCCGCCUGUUGAUCUCGUUGGAGCGGCACAAGGAGGCGGCGGAGGCCUUUCGCACAGCACAAACUGUGGUACCAUAUCGCUUCGAGGUCUACAGGGGACUCUUCCACAGCUAUUUGGCUCAGAAGCGAUUCAAGGAGGCCCAUGCCAUAUGCAACUGGACACUACGCAUCUUUCGAAAUUCGCCCAGGAGCCUAACGAUGUUUGGUCGCACGCUGUUUCAUUCACCGGAUCCGAAGAUUAAAAAGACUGCCCGCAAGUUUGCCGAAAAGUCACUGAAGAUCGAUCCCAACUACACGCCGGCGGUGGCCCUAAUGGCCGAUAUCUGUCAACUCGAGGGUGCAACCCAGACCUCCAUUAAACUGCUCGAGGAUCACGUUUCCCUCUUCCCGCAGGGCAAUCUGUUCACCCAUCUCGGCGAUAUACUGCGAGCUCAAAAGGAACCCAUCAAGGCGCUGGAGUACUAUUACAAGGCAUUGGGCAAAAAUCCCAAGUGUGAGCGCACUUUGCGAGGAAUCAGUUUAUUGAGUAGUUCCAAUUGCUUUGAUAAAUCGCCUGUCCUGGACGAAAGUGGCGCCAUUAAGGUGGUUAACCAGCCAUCCACCAAUGGACUGGCCAGGCCCUGUGGCACAUCGAAUGCGGAAUGGAUGACUGACGAUUGUGACGAAAACUCUCGAGAGGCAUCCUCCUCACCAGCCGCAAGGACAGGUCAGGAGGGAGGCGGUGGCUCCGGAGAUGGUUCCGUUUGGCACGACGUCGAUGCGGAAAUGUUAGCCAUCGAAUUUGAUGGGCAUUGAGUUAGGUUUUUGCUAACGUCGUAUUUAAUAUUAUAUAUUUUCUAGGAAAUGUUUAUUGUAUUUUGUUAAAUGUACCAAAAAAAGUUCAGAUCUGUAUUUAAAUGUACCAAAAAAAAAGUUCAGAUAUAUUUGUAAUAAGAAAAG